Messenger RNA from Nicrophorus vespilloides, 648 nucleotides. RefSeq lists its product as uncharacterized. The annotation marks the transcript as partial. The transcript has 3 exons. Lineage: Eukaryota; Metazoa; Arthropoda; Insecta; Coleoptera; Silphidae. The record is from RefSeq and is a predicted model, not a curated record.
UCCGUUUAUAAACCGAAGACAGUCGUCAUCCAGUUGGCGCCUGGCUUCUUGGCCUCCAAGAAGCACGUCUCCUCUUCUCUUCUUUAGUACCGAGCGAAAAUAUGCGCGACAAGAUGAUGUGCGCCCUGCUCUGCCUCCAAAGGCAAACCUCGAUCUAUUCGAACACGAUCCCUCGAGUCGAUUUGGGAAAGGAGGACCAAAAGAAGGAACGCUUGAGCGGUGUUCAGCGGCUAGUAAGCCGCGAGUCAUCCGGUAAGGAUGUGAAGAUGGGAUCCAACGUAAGCCGACAUUCGUCCAAAGGUCUAUCGGGUCGCCGGACGCAAUCCAGUGGAAGCAUCUGCAAGCGUCGCGGCGCCAACUCCGAGGACGGUCAGCACUGCGGCAGCCUACCCAGCUAUUUGGAUGAGAGCUGCAACAACAACCACGACUACGAGAAGCUCCCAUUGAAUGAUGUUGAGAGGAUACCGCCUCUUGGCGAUGGUGCGCCUCUCCAUUGGAAGUUCAGCGAUAACCAGACAGUGCUCUGCGAUCAAGGCUAUGGAUCUGAGAGGUCACCCGAAGAGGAAUACCCGCCACCCUUGCCAGAACACGACAACCAAUGCCACCAUCACCUUGACAUACAUUCCUGUUACCCUUUUAUCACACCAG